AUGUCCGAUGAUUGCUUGGCUCCUCCUCCCGCUAAUGGCUUCGAGUAUGACAGACGUGAAUGUCUUCAAGUUUUGAUCGAUGUUCAGCAGAGUGGAAAGAAAGGCAAGGUCAUCAAAGAAAUGCUAGAGAAGAAAUAUGUUCCACUUAAGCAGUCAUCGAUCUAUGAGUUGUUUCGGAAGUUUCAACAACAUAGGGAGGAUGGUGGCUCUCUGGAUACAUUUCCUAAUGAUCGCUGGCAUAUUCCAAAAGGAAGAGAGCCAUUCCUUUUGGAUAAUGAAGUCAAGGAGAUUGCUGAAUGGUUGAAACAACAACCAGGUAGAACAAUCGACCAUGACGAGCUGAAAGCUAUGAUGAUGCAGAAGAGGAAGGACCGACUUGCCGCUGAUGAUAAAAUCAUAUUGUGUGACUCUAUGACAACUCCAUGCAAAGAUACAAUUGACAACUACUCUUUGACAAUCACAGAUUUAGCUUGUGGAAGUGUAAUCAAGAAAGCCAUUCCCAAAACACCAACUCGCUUUACGGCGGAGCGUUCUGUUCGGUCAGCUGCCGCAUUCAUGGCGACCGUUGUUGCUACCCACUACAGAGUUGUGUCAGAGCCAGUUGACAAGGUGGAGCAAUAUCUAUCAGAGAUCACCAAUGAGCAGCAUUCAUUAUGGAAUCAAAGAUUCGUCUAUGAAAUUGCUAGCCGAUUGAAUGAGAACAGGUACUUGUGUCCUGUCAAGACUCGAUAUCUGGCUUCCAUUGAUGAUACAACUGAAUGGGCUGUCCCGGGGAAGAACAGGGAAGUGGGAAACAAACCCGUUUUCACUGCUUUGACUUCUUUCAAUUUGAAACUUAGUGUCCGAUCUCUAUUUAAGAAAUCAAAAGCAUCUGCCGUGGCAACUGGCAUGAGACUCAAAGUCACUCAUAUCAUGACGGCUGCAGGCACUAAUGGACCAGUGUGGAUUUCUGCUACUGGAUUGACAGAGCGAGAGUUGCCCAGAAGCAAAUGCCCAUCCGGUGUUUUAGUUUUGGAAAUUGAAGGUCUUCAUAUUGGUGGCGGUGGAGUGACUGCCUUUGGAGAACAAAAUGGUUUUGUGAUGUUCGUCAGAAAUGACGAUGACAAACUGACUGAAAAAGUCAAAGUCGAAGCUUUUCUGGAUAGGUGCUUAUUUCCUUUUGUGUCUCGUCUUCGCCAAAAACGAGGAUGGCAACCAGGCACCCCAGUCCCGGACAGCAUGACUUUUGUUACAUGGUUAGAUGGAGAGAUGGCACAGCUUGCCACUACAGUUGAUCCAGGAAUGAUUGGAAAACUAAACCAUUCCAAAAUCAUUGUCAACAAGCAGUCGGCAGCAAGGUCAGCGGUAGAGCAGCCGUGUGAUGCAUCUCCGAUCUUUAAGCAUAUGCAUCUUCUUUCGAAAGAGUGUACCAUGAUUGAUGUCGAAAAAGGUGCUUGCGACUACAAGGACUCUGUUGUUGGUAUCUUCGGAGUUGCGAAAGAAACAGCAGGACUCAAUUUGGCUUCUCACAGGCUUGCUGCCUGUGUCGACUUUAUUGCUUGCUAUCCGAAGAACGCUACUAAAGCAGUGAAUACUGAGAGUGUUUCUGCUGGUUUUGCAGAUGUUGGUAUGCUGGGAAAGAGCAGGCGUACUGAGUAUGCUUUUCCAUCAUUGCAUGGAAUGAUCCAUACUCUUGGAAUGAAUCAUUACCCCCAAGAUCUGAUCGAUCUCUUCAAAAACAGCUUACCCCGUUUGGUCCAGGAAGUGUAUGACAAAGGUCAUGUCGAAGAAGCUGUGUUUGACGAGCUGGAAUUCCAAGUCGACAAAAACUAUGAGGACGAGGAUGUACUCAAACAGCAGAGCAUUUCCCAAGAACAAAUGCAGCGAGCCAAAUGUCUCACUCAUGAACACCAAGUGGAGUUACGGGCGGCAAGACUUGUAGAGGCCAGAGCCAAACAGAAAGAAAAGUUUGACAAAACUGUGAACGACUAUACGACAUUGCUGAAAUCCAGCCAGCUUUGUACGGAGAAACUGUUAAAAGAGUCUGAUAUUGCUGGUGACACCAAAACGUUGGAAGUGGCCUCGCAAAGGAGAUAUCUCUGA
Molecule: messenger RNA, 2082 nt
Organism: Seminavis robusta
Lineage: Eukaryota; Bacillariophyta; Bacillariophyceae; Naviculales; Naviculaceae
Source: the annotation of a GenBank genome assembly